Danio aesculapii is the source of this 3001-nucleotide messenger RNA. RefSeq lists its product as uncharacterized. Gene Ontology annotation, molecular function: nucleic acid binding. Gene Ontology annotation, biological process: DNA integration. The coding region runs from base 20 to 2644 and encodes 874 amino acids. The transcript has 2 exons. NCBI's taxonomy places the organism in Eukaryota, Metazoa, Chordata, Actinopteri, Cypriniformes, Danionidae. The record is from RefSeq and is a predicted model, not a curated record.
ACAAGGACAGAAAGGUGACAUGCCUGAGUUAGUAAACAUAGUGGAGAACUCCUUUUAUGUUGAUAACUGUCUUUACAGCACACCAACAGCCAAUGAAGCUAAGGACGUUGUGGAUGGACUGCGUCAGUUGCUGGCUGAGGGAGGCUUUGAUUUAAGACAAUGGGCCUGUAAUGUACCAUCUGCGAUCCAGCAUCUUCCCGUGGAGGCCCUGUCUACCAACAGUGAACGAUGGUUAACCAAAGCUAGCGCAGAUCUGCAAGAACCCACUCUUGGCCUACGGUGGAAUUGUCUCAAUGACUCUCUGGGUUACAAUUUACGUUCUGCAGAGCCAUUGGAGCCUACUAUGAGGAACAUGUACAAGACAUUGGCCAGUCAGUAUGAUCCUUUAGGAUUUAUUAUCCCGUUCACUACAAGGGCUAAAGUCCUCAUUCAGGACCUUUGGAAGCAAAACUUGGGCUGGGAUGAUCUGAUUGAGCCUGCACAACUGAGGAAUAAGUGGUUAACCUGGGUAGGAGAAAUUCCAACACUCCUUCAGUUGCAGUUCCCUCGACUAUACACACCAGUCUGGCCUGAUAAUCCUCCUGUCACUCGAGAGCUACACAUCUUUUGUGAUGCAUCUGAAAGAGCGUAUGGGUCAGUGGCUUAUUUACGUACUUCUGAUGAUUUUGGACAUGCUGCCGUCACCUUUGUCUUGGCCCGAUCAAGAGUGGCUCCCAGAAAAUGCCUAUCCAUGCCUCGUUUGGAGCUAAGUGCAGCACUGACCGGCGCCCAGUUAGCCCAAGUAAUACAAAAUGAGUUAACUCUUCCCAUUGAUUCAGUCACUCUCUGGUCUGACUCAACAACUGUGCUGUACUGGUUGACCGCAGAGUCUUGCCGCUACAAGGUGUUUGUUGGAGGACGUGUAGCUGAAAUACAGACUCUCACUGAGACAGCUGAAUGGAGGUAUGUUGAUUCGGCCAACAACCCGGCUGACCAUAUCACAAGGGGUCUAACUUUAGCGGAGCUAACAGGCCCUCACCAAUGGAAUUCAGGACCAUCCUUUCUUCUCGAGUCUGUUGAUCAAUGGCCAUCCAUUCCCAAGCUAGCGGUAGAACCAGAACUCAGUGAAUUAAAGAAAGCUGCCUUCGUUGGUACUAUUUCAGUGAAUAACCCUUCACUCCCAGACCCAACUCAGUUCUCUACAUGGCAAGAACUUGUCCAGGCCACUGUUAGGUCCCUGCACGGGGCGGCUACUGCUGAUAAUAAAUUCUCUAGUGACGCAGCCGAUUAUAUUGAAGCUGAGAAACUCCUCCUGGCACAGGCUCAAAGUGACUCGUUCCCAUAUGAGAUCAAGGCUCUGAAGACUGCCCAAUCUCUACCUUCUGACAGUCGUUUGAUCUCUCUUGCCCCUGAGUUCGAUGAAGCCACAGGUCUCAUCCGAGUAGGGGGACGAUUACGUCGGGCUGAUAGCCUACACUUGGAUGCUAUCCACCCAAUUGUGUUGGAUCCUGGCCACCCUGUCACCAAGCUGUUAAUUAAGGAGACAGAUCAGCGACUCCUUCACCCAGGCUCCGAACGGGUCCUAGCUGAACUGCGCCGCCAGUAUUGGGUAUUAAGAGGCAGAGAAGCAAUUCGGAAACAUCAGCACACAUGUAGAGACUGUCAGUUCUGGCGUGCUAAACCUCAGACACCCCAAAUGGCCGAUCUUCCAUCCAGCAGACUGCAACUUUACAAACCCCCGUUCUACUCUACAGGGGUAGAUUGCUUUGGCCCCUUCACGGUUAAAGUUGGUCGUCGCCAAGAGAAGAGGUGGGGAGUCCUUUAUAAAUGUAUGACAACCAGGUGCGUGCAUCUAGAUCUACUGGAACAACUAGACACUGAUGCAUUUCUGCUUUCUCUGCGUCGCUUCAUCGCAAGACGAGGCAAGCCCAUGGAACUGCUAUGUGACAAUGGCACUAACUUCGUCGGAGGGGAUCGAGAAUUACAAGAGACCUUCAAUGCCAUGGCACCAAAGCUUCAGGAGCAGCUUGCGGAGCAAAGGAUUCGAUUUCGCUUUAACCCACCAAGUGCUCCUCAUUUCGGGGGAACCUGGGAGCGUGAGGUCAAAUCGGUGAAGUCCGCUUUACGUGUCAUCCUGCGAGAGCAGUCAGUGCCAGAGGCAGUAUUGCAAACCCUGUUAGUGGAGGUGGAAGGCAUUCUGAAUUCCAAGCCACUUGGCUACAUAUCCUCUGACGUCGCAGACUUGGACCCAGUGACUCCCAACCUGCUCCUUAUGGGCCGACGUGAUGCCUCACUUCCUCAAGUUCUGUAUGACUCCAACAACUUGCUCGGCAGACGCAGAUGGAGACAUAGCCAGGUGUUGGCUGAUAAUUUCUGGACUGCCUUCAUCCGCCAUCAUCUCCCAAGUUUACAGGAUCGCCAGAAGUGGAGGAAGGAUGGCAAGGAACUUACCGUGGGCCAAGUAGUUCUUAUUGUUGAUCCACAACUCCCACGUGCUUUAUGGCCUGUAGGAACAGUGUCUGAAACGUUACCUGGAGCUGACGGUAAAAUUCGUACCGUUAGAGUUAAAGUUAAGGAAAAAACUUACACUCGUCCAGUUGUGCGAUUAGUUCCACUUCCGCACUUAGAGGAUAAUGUUCCGGACACCGCCGACAAACUUUCUUAAAAUGUACAAUUCUCCAGACCGAUAAUUGGGGGCGGCUGUGUCAGAAAGCCUGUCCUAGGAACCUAAGUUAGUAAUUGUUUCCCGCACGGACAUUUUUACAUGACGCACACCAAUACGGACUGAAUACGGACUGAAUGCCAUUCACUGUUUAUGCUGCAGGUUAUGCUCUGCAAAUGCGUUUAUGUUAUACAAACCACACACACCCACAUUCUUUGCAAUAUCUCCAGUGCAUACCUCAGCUGCAUAUUCAGGACAGAAAAUAAAUGCUCAUCAGAAAGAAUCUCUUCUCCACUCUUGAUUUUCUAACCGAAAUCAGAUCCAUAUUUGGCCGCCUCAGCCAGCUAAAAUCUUGAAUGU